Messenger RNA from Peniophora sp. CBMAI 1063, 513 nucleotides. The record is from the annotation of a GenBank genome assembly. Lineage: Eukaryota; Fungi; Basidiomycota; Agaricomycetes; Russulales; Peniophoraceae.
AUGGUGUCUAGCGCGCUCGUGAUGAGCAUCGCAGAUACAUGUGAGUUUUGGGCGCCGCUGCCCAUCAUCAUCACGCUGUCUCGCCUCGGCGCCUCGGCGCCGCGCAGCUUGACGGAUGGUGUAGGAGGGGGCGCGGUGGAGGGUGUGCUGGGCGCGGGCGGGAGGUCUGGGCCUGGGACCGUGGAUGUGCGCGGAGGCGGAGGCAAGGAACGCGAUUCGACCUCUGACACGGGUGUGGAGUCGGGCACUGGCGAGGGUUGCUGCACGACGACGUCUGGCGCCGGUGCGAUGGUCUCCGCGCCGAGAUUCGAGCUCGGCUCUUCUUCGUGUUCGGCCGGCGGCGGCGAGGCCGGUAAUGGGUUACUGGCUGCGGGCGGCGACGAGCUCAUUGGUUUCGGCCGGCGACGAGCAGUUGGGAUUGAGAUGACGGAGCUGCGCGCGGGCCAAGGCUCGAAGCUGGGAAACGCGUCGGCCGUUGCCGUGCGCUCGCGGUGCCACGUUCGUGCGCGCUGA